AUGGCUCAGGGUGUCUCGGCUAACUACAAGGGCGACGCUUUGAACCCGCGCAACCUCUCGGAUGACAUUCCAGAGUGCAAGAACGUUUCUUUCUUCUUGACCAACCUCCCAGCUGAUGUCACCUACAGCCAGCUCCUGGGUCAAAUUCGUGGCAUGGGACGUGUCUGGGCCACCGUGAUAAACCCUCCUGAUGGUCACGAUCACUUCACUUCGGCUGCCAAGUUGGUGUUCUUCGAGCUUGCUGCUGCUCAGCGCUUCUACGCCCACUGCAGAAACCCGGCCCGCCGUCUUAUUAUCAGCGGCUAUGCGGUCAAGAUUGUCCGCAAUCGAGUUCGAAAGGCCGAGGAAGACGUCGGUGGCUACCACUCUCGUGUUCUGGUCGUCACAGGCGAGCUGUCCUUUGUCAAUAAGGAUACUCUGUUGCGUUACUUCCGCACCAAGCUCGAUUUCGACACCGAGGAGGUCAUCACCCUGGUUCAAGACCCUCAGACUGGAAUGGGCGAGUUGGAAAUCCGAUUCGCCUGCUAUCGCAACCAGGCCGAGUCCGCUCGUCAAGCGCUGAGCAAGGAGUAUCCUCCUGGCGCCACCCUUCCAGACGGCCGGAUGUCUCCAAUCUGGGAGCUCAGAUACGGCGUCGACCCUUGCUCAAUCUGA
Colletotrichum phormii is the source of this 654-nucleotide messenger RNA. RefSeq lists its product as uncharacterized. NCBI's taxonomy places the organism in Eukaryota, Fungi, Ascomycota, Sordariomycetes, Glomerellales, Glomerellaceae. The coding region runs from base 1 to 654 and encodes 217 amino acids. The transcript has a single exon. The record is from RefSeq and is a predicted model, not a curated record.